Toxotes jaculatrix (banded archerfish) is the source of this 2652-nucleotide messenger RNA. It is a transcript of the gene rpa1, whose product is annotated as replication protein A1. The transcript has 17 exons. Gene Ontology annotation, molecular function: damaged DNA binding; single-stranded telomeric DNA binding. Lineage: Eukaryota; Metazoa; Chordata; Actinopteri; Toxotidae. The coding region runs from base 125 to 1927 and encodes 600 amino acids. Gene Ontology annotation, cellular component: DNA replication factor A complex; nucleus. The record is from RefSeq and is a predicted model, not a curated record. Gene Ontology annotation, biological process: nucleotide-excision repair; DNA replication; meiotic cell cycle.
CCAAGCUGUUGGCGGGAUAGAAACAAUUAUCAGAGCCGUGUUAGUGGAAGAAGCGACGAGUUUGCUGUGCAGCUAAUAUUUCAAUAAAUUUGUCUUUUCGGUGCUAAAUCACCUCUCGGCAGACAUGACGAAGCUCUCAGAGGGUGCGAUAGAGGCUCUGUCAAAUGGCAACGUUAGCAACGACGCAGUGCUUCAGUUGGUGAACAUUCGCAAGAUUGAUGGGGGAAACGGUCCAGCUCGCUUUCGGGUGAUGAUGAGUGACGGACGGCACACUCUGUCCUCCUUCAUGCUCUCCACCCAACUGAACUACAUGGCGGAGGAGAACAAACUGGCCCCCAACUGCAUCUGUGUUCUGAAGAGGCAUGUGACCAAUGUACUGAAGGAUGGACGACGGGUGGUAAUCAUUUUGGAAGUCGAUGUCAUCAAGUCUGCUGAAGAUGUUGCUGGGAAAAUAGGUGACCCGACCCCUUACACUGAGGGUCAGGCUAAAGGCCCGCAGUCCGCUCCAACCCAUGAAAGCCGCGCUCCACUGCAGCCACAAAACAGAAACGAAAUGAACAGAGGUUUCAGUAGAGACUUUGGGAAGAAGGCCCCAUCUGCUGUGCCCAGUACUCCAGGGGGCAGCUCCAAAGUUGUGCCCAUUGCCAGCCUCAACCCAUACCAGUCCAAGUGGACCAUCCGCGCUCGUGUAACCAACAAGAGCACCAUCCGCACAUGGAGUAACUCUCGUGGUGAUGGCAAACUCUUCUCCAUGGAGAUUGUGGAUGAGAGCGGAGAGAUACGAGUGACUGGUUUCAACCAAGAGGUGGACAAGUUCUACAGCCUGAUUGAGACUGGCAAGGUCUACUACAUCUCCAAGGGCUCCCUGAAGAUUGCCAACAAACAGUACACAUCGGUGAAGAAUGACUACGAGAUGACACUCAAUGGAGAGUCCACAGUCAUCCCCUGCGAUGACAGCUGCGAUGUUCCCAUGGUGCAGUGUGACUUUGUUUCCAUUGGAGACCUGGAGAACAGAGAGAAAGAUGCCAUUGUUGAUGUGAUCGGAGUGUGCAAGAGUGUGGAGGAGGUAACCCGCCUCACAACAAAGACCAACAGGGAAGUGUCCAAGAGGACACUCAGUCUGUUGGACAUGUCCGGGAAGUUGGUGACUGUCACACUGUGGGGAGAGGACGCAGAAAAGUUUGAUGGCUCUGGUCAGCCCAUUGUAGCCAUUAAGGGGGCAAAACUUUCAGACUUUGGAGGCCGGUCCCUCUCUGCAUCCUUCAGCAGCACCCUGAUGAUCAACCCAGACAUCCCAGAGGCGUACAAGCUCAGAGGCUGGUAUGACAAGGAGGGCCAUGCCAUGGAUGGGCUGUCUCUGACGGAGUUGAAAGGUGGCAGCGGGGGAGGAAACACCAACUGGAAGUCUCUGUCUGACGUUAAGACCGAGCACCUGGGACAUGGAGACAAGGCCGACUACUUCACCUGCAUUGCUACCAUAGUGUACCUGCGCAAGGAAAACUGCCUUUACCAGGCCUGCCCGAGCCAAGACUGCAACAAAAAAGUGGUAGACCAACAGAAUGGCAUGUUCCGCUGUGAAAAGUGUGACAAAGAGUUCCCCAACUUCAAGUAUCGCCUCAUCCUUUCUGCCAACAUUGCAGAUUAUGGGGACAACCAGUGGGUGACUUGCUUCCAGGAGGCUGCAGAGGCCAUCCUGGGCCAGAAUGCGGCUUACCUGGGGCAGCUCAAGGACUCGAACGAAGGCGCCUUUGAUGAGGUCUUUCAGCAAGCCAACUUCAACACGUUUGUCUUCCGCAACAGAGUGAAGCUAGAAACGUAUAACGAUGAAUCCAGGAUCAAGGCUACGGUGAUGGAUGUGAAGCCUGUUGACCAUAAGGACUACAGCAAGAGAUUGAUCAUGAACAUAAGGAAACUGGCUGCCCAGUAGGAGCCUGUGGUCUGUGUUUUGGUUUUGCUUGCGUUUGCAAGUUUUCUUUUGUUUCUGUACAGCCAACAAACAGCUCUGAAUUUUUUCUUUGUGAAAUAUUUGUGUGUUUUUUUGUUGUUAAUUUGCUUCCCUGUGAAAGACUAAUUUUCAAAGUACUAUCGAAGUACCAAUGGAGUGAAUGCUCACCUUUCCUUUGUGAAAUAAUGAUUGGUGGCCUGAUUUUGGAAACUGCCUUUUUGCUGGUACACAUAAUGGAAAAGGAUAUUUUUCUUUCUUUCUUUCUUUCUUUCUUUCUUUCUUUCUGUUAUUUAGGGGAAGCAGAGCAAAGAGUGGGUCAGUAAGCCACAUAAGAAAUUAUCACUGUGUCUGUCUUAAGUCAGCCAGUUGUUCCUGCGUAUGCUGUGGUCCUGUGGGGGGUGGUUGUGGUGGCGGCUGCUUUAGGCAGAAGACCAGCACAGUAGCGAGCGCUCUUUUCACCCUCUGACGCGCACUCAGAAUGGCUGGGCUGGACCUGCACAUCCCUGAUAAGACCGUUUACUCUUCCACUCUUUCUUGCUCCGUUUCUCUCAUACUUGCAAACAUAAGCACAUAUUGGGGAAAUGUACUGCAUUCUAUUUAAGUAGACACAGGGUGUAUUUUCAAUGCCUGUAACUGUUUGUGAGUUCUUUAGUUCAGUUUUCUUUCCAUGAUAGUUAAUUGUGAGAAUAAAGGUUUUGUAAACAAGU